AUGACUGAACAAUCUAAUCCUAACACUGAAUUUGACAACGUGGUGUAUGAUAACCUUCAGGAGCUUGUAGUUUCAAUUCCACUUGUCUGCCUUCCAGUCUUCUCGGUUUUUGCUUAUGUUCACGAUCUGAUCUGUACACUAUUCGAGGAAGAUAAAGAGUACUCCGAUGUAUUAGGAGAAUUAUACGACAAAUAA
This is a messenger RNA of Caenorhabditis briggsae, 195 nucleotides long. The record is from RefSeq and is a predicted model, not a curated record. The coding region runs from base 1 to 195 and encodes 64 amino acids. Lineage: Eukaryota; Metazoa; Nematoda; Chromadorea; Rhabditida; Rhabditidae. The transcript is spliced from 2 exons.